Molecule: messenger RNA, 2403 nt
Organism: Aspergillus nidulans FGSC A4
Lineage: Eukaryota; Fungi; Ascomycota; Eurotiomycetes; Eurotiales; Aspergillaceae
Product: putative mitochondrial respiratory complex I chaperone (Cia84)
Exons: 2
Coding region: 1-2403 (800 amino acids)
Source: RefSeq, a predicted model, not a curated record
AUGCAGUCCCAACUCACGCGGAGGGUUUUUCGAGCCAUUCUCAACAACGAGCCGCUAUCCUCAUCUAAAUGUCAAAACCGAUGCAUACAUACCGUCCGGCUAUCUAGGUCUCGGAAGGUGGCAUCAGGGCCUUCUUACGUCCAGCGACGCGGAUUGUUCGCUUUCAAUUUCAAUCCCCCGACUGCUCCGCCGUCGUCGACAUUGCCUUCCGAGGUUGGGCUGAAGCCAAUGCGCGAUUUGCUUGUAUCAUUACGGAGCAAAAGCAGACAACCGGAGGUUGAUACUCUAGCGAAGGCUUUCCAAGAUUUUUUCGAAACCCGUGCUGGGGAGCCAGGAGUUAUCACACAAUUUCAAGCGCAGCUGAUCAGUACGACGUGGUAUCAUUUGCAGUCUCUUGAGGAAUCUCUAGAUUCAGAGGAAUGGCAGAGGGUUUUCUCCAACGAGAGCUUGGAAAACGUUCUGUAUGUGUUGUCCAAAGCGGAAUGCCUACCUCAGGCGCACGGAGUGAUACGGUUAUUUGCCCGUUCUGUGUUCCAAGCGCUCUGCGAUAACCCCGACAUCGGGCGAGACGGACUCCAUCAAGGCGCAAUAAUUUCCUACAUUGAUAUUCAGGCCAUCUACGGUGACCCCGCCGAGGCGCGGCAGACUGUUGAGAAAUUCUGGGGUAGCCUGCGUAAAGUCAGUCCUUCACCUUGGCUGGCGGUAAUAAGGGGAUUCGCGCUGCUGAGUGAUGAUAAACAGCAAAUCAAGCGGGUUGUCAAGAGAAUUGGCGAGUACGGCGUCUCUUUUGAUUCGGCUUCACAAAAAGACCUGAUUCAGUUCCUUAUCGAACAAGAUCUCCUUGAUGCGGUCAAAGUGGUUUAUGAAUGCCCAUUGUCUGAUCCUGAAGGACCCAGUAUAUCGACAAAGCUGGCCGCCAUAAAAUAUGCUAUAAUGAAAACCGACACUGCUUGGGCGCAGCCUAUCUAUGAGUCUCUUCCGUCCGACAGCGCCUCGGAAAGCAUCGGGAUUCGACUCCUAUGGAAUGCCGCGCAAGGGAAAGAUGCGUCACAAAUUGCAAGAAAUGUUGAAUCCCUGGCGUCGAAGGAACCAGAGUUGUGGCAGUCGCUUACGAUCUCUUGCGUGAACGACUUGAUGCAAUAUGCGAAUGCGACCAAUAAUCCUACUUUAGCCUAUGAAUGCAUGACAUUAGCUCCUGCAUGGGGACUUGUCCCUGAUUCGCAAACUCAGUUAUUACAUCUUGAGUCACGUAUCCAGGCCGGUGAUUUGGCUGAGGUGUUGAAUUCUAUUGGGGAUUUGGAGGGCCUAAAUACCACAGCGCCCGAAGCUCUUCCUUUGAUGAACAAACUUAUCACAAUGCUCUGCACCUCGGGCCAGGAUGAUACGGUUUUCAACCACAUCUCGUCUCUCCUUGAUCCCCUGCUAGAUAAUAACGUGCGCUUCGAGGCGGACACGCUCACAGCAUUAACGCACAUGCUUCUCUACCGCCACGACCUGGAAGCUGCCUCCGAGUUACUUCGCCCUCGCCUAGGGUCCUACGAUACAGAAGAAAGACACAAGAUCCGCACCGCAUUAACAAACUUUAUUCAGGAUCCCAGCCAAGAGAGCGAGCCCGCAUGGGAGGCAUACAUGCUGCUCCAGCUCGCAUUUCCGGAAACAGGAGUAAGCAUGCGAAGCACAAUCAUGACCUCUUUCUUCCAACGGAACCGGAGCGAUCUCGCCUUCCUCGUGUUCGGUCACAUGCGCCAGGCUGAAGAUUUCGCGCAGCGGCCCAAACCAGACACUUAUGCCCGCUGCUUCCGGGGCCUUGCACAAACACAAGACUCAAAACACCUCGAACUGGUGCACAAUAUGCUCAAGCUUGAUACCGAAGUCGACCUGAACACGCGUCUUUUGAACUGGCUCAUGCUCGCAUAUGCGGAAUGUGACAUGCCUGAAAAGAGCAUGCAGAUUUUCCGUGAGAUCCUCCAGUCCGAAGAAGGCCCGUCGCAACGUACAAUCUUCUUCUUCUUCAGAGCUUGCGAGAAGCACCAUAACGGUACACAUGAGGCUAUGAAAAUGGUGGAGAAAAUGAAACGCCUUGAGAUUGCCUUCGACCGCCGGUUAUACACAGCUUAUGUGGAAGCCUUAGCUGCGCAGUGUGAGUUCGACCUUGCCACGGAAGCUCUAGACGCCAUGAAGGAUGUGACGGGGCAUUCGCCAACUUUUACAUCAAUCGGACACUUAUACAACGCCAUUCCUUACCAGCAUUGGAAGGACGAAGUCGAGAAAUGGGCCAAGGACAGGCAUCCCAAUCUUUGGGCGCAGCUAGAGAAAAUUGAGCGUGAGGAGCAUGAAGAGGGCCUGAAGUUUAAGCUACCUAGGAAGAGAGACUUGUCAAACUUGGACGGGAGCAUGCGAUGA